AUGGAUUUUGGAAGAAAAAUAAACAAAUGUAUGUACUACACUGCCGUCGAAAAUAUAUUCGUUGCUGUAAGCUUUGUGUACAACGAAGUCAUCAGAAAAGCAGGUCGUGAGGAAAAAGAAAAAAAUGCUGCCGAUGGAAAAGAGGAAAAAAAAUUGACAGUAUCAGGAGAUGGAUCGUGGAGCAAACGUGGAUUUUCUUCUAUGUUUGGUGUUGUGACAUUGAUUGGACAUUAUACAAGUAAAGUACUAGAUACUUUGGUAAAAUGUACUUUUUGUAACAUGUGCAUCACAAACAAAAAGCAAAUGACAGAAAUCGAGUUUGAAACAUGGUUCAGCGAGCACGAGGAAAAUUGUAAAGCCAACCACAAAAGAAGUGCCGGAGCUAUGGAGGUGCAUGGAAUGCUGGAAAUGUUUGCAAGGGCUGAAACUCUACACGACGCGCAAUAUAAAACUUACAUUGGUGAUGGAGAUUCAAAGACGUUUAAAGCUUUAUUACAACAAGAACAACAAGUCGAAAAAAAGGAAUGCAUCAACCAUGUACAGAAAAGGAUGGGCUUAAGAUUGCGUAAGGUAAAAAAAACAAACAAAAAAAUCGGUGGACAUGGUCCUGGAAAGCUUACGGACAAGUUAAUUAAUGAAUUAACUAUUUAUUUUGGACUUGCAAUCAGACGAAAUCCGCAUAAUGUUGACAAAAUAAGGAACGACAUGUGGGCAACAUUUUAUCAUAAAAUAUCGACAAACGAAGAGCCUCAGCACGAGUAUUGCCCAAGCGGACCAAAUUCCUGGUGUAAGUGGUGGCAAGCGAAAGCGGCUGGAACUUUGCAGUCCUAUAACCAUCCUCCUCCUCUCGAUUUUAAAGUACAGGAAUUAAUUCGACCUAUUUAUGAUAACUUAUCAUCGCAAGAUUUGCUGAACCGUUGUUGUGGAGGAUUCACUCAGAACAACAACGAGUGCUUCAACAAAACUAUUUGGCAGUUUGCACCAAAACACGUUUUUUGUUCCUCCAAUAUUAUAAUAAUUGCAGCAUAUCUUGCCACCUGUAUUUUUAAUGAAGGUUUUAAACCUAUUUUAAAAACUAUGUCGAUCAUGGGAAUCACCAUCGGCCCAAAUGCGUACGAGUUUGCUUGCAUUCGCAACAAAGAGCGGAUCAUACAGGCUGAGCGGCUAUCGACGUAUCAGUCAGUGGAGGAGAGAGCUGCAAGAAAAAAUGAGAGACUGCAAGACCAGAUCAAUUUUGAGGAAGUCGAGGGUCUGCUUUAUGGUCCUGGAAUAGCUGAUUAG
This is a messenger RNA of Wasmannia auropunctata (little fire ant), 1281 nucleotides long. RefSeq lists its product as uncharacterized. The transcript has a single exon. Bases 1 to 1281 code for a protein of 426 amino acids. The record is from RefSeq and is a predicted model, not a curated record. NCBI's taxonomy places the organism in Eukaryota, Metazoa, Arthropoda, Insecta, Hymenoptera, Formicidae.